AUGGACCAGAUUUUGAUGAUAAUUGAUAGAGACCUUGCUGAAGUAGUUGAGAGACUCGAGGAGAUCACAGUGACUCCGGAGAUCGAUAGAAUUAUUGAUCUUGUUGAUAAAACCAUUGCAGACAUCGCGGAAAUAGCCUUCGAACGCGAGGGCGAAAACACACCAUCUCCAGAGGCAUAUCUGGAUCUUGAGUCAAAUGAUGGAUACAUUUCGGAUAUCGUUGACAACUUGAGCAUUGUCACUUCCGGUGCGGAGAUCACACCAACUGCGGUAUCUGAAUUUAACAAGGACCAAUUGGAUCACCAAUCCGAUAGCAAUUGCAGUCUACUUGACUGCUACAAUAACCACCAUGGAUACAACUAUAUGUUAGAACAUCAAUUUGAAAUCGUCCAAGUUCAACAUGCUCUCCAUUCUGAACUCGUUGCGCUGGAUAGAGAAAACUAG
Botrytis sinoallii is the source of this 444-nucleotide messenger RNA. RefSeq lists its product as uncharacterized. The record is from RefSeq and is a predicted model, not a curated record. Bases 1 to 444 code for a protein of 147 amino acids. The transcript has a single exon. NCBI's taxonomy places the organism in Eukaryota, Fungi, Ascomycota, Leotiomycetes, Helotiales, Sclerotiniaceae.